Saimiri boliviensis boliviensis (Bolivian squirrel monkey) is the source of this 3328-nucleotide messenger RNA. The record is from RefSeq and is a predicted model, not a curated record. NCBI's taxonomy places the organism in Eukaryota, Metazoa, Chordata, Mammalia, Primates, Cebidae.
CGGCGCCGGCAACUUCGCGAUGGAGUUCGUGCGCGCGCUGUGGCUGGGCCUGGCGCUGGCGCUGGGGUCCGGGCCGGGGCCCGCUGGGGGCCACCCGCCGCCGUGCGGCGUCUCGACGCGCCUGGGAGGCUCCGUGCGCCUGGGCGCCCUCCUGCCCCGCGCGCCCCCCGCCCGCGCCCGCGCCCGCGCCGCCCUGGCGGGGGCCGCCCUGGCGCACAACCUGAGCCUGGAGCCGGUGGCCGCCGCGCCCCGCGCCCGCGACCCCGCCUCGCUGGCCCGAGGCCUGUGCCGGGCGCUGGCGGCUCCGGGCGUGUCCGCCCUGCUGGCCUUUCCCGAGGCGCGGCCCGAGCUGCUGCAGCUCCACUUCCUGGCGGCCGCCACCGAGACCCCCGUGCUCAGCGUGCUGCGGCGGGAGGCGCGCGCGGCCCUCGGGGCCCCGAACCCAUUCCACCUGCAGCUGCACUGGGCCAGCCCCCCGGAGACGCUGCUGGACGUGCUGGUGGCAGUGCUGCGGGCGCAGGCCUGGGAGGACGUCGGCCUAGCCCUUUGCGGCACCCGGGACCCCGGCGGCCUGGUGGCCCUCUGGACGAGCCGGGCCGGCCGCGCCCCACAGCUGGUCCUGGACCUAAGCCAGCAGGACGCCGGAGAUGCAGGGCUGCGGGCACGCCUGGCCCCGAUGGGGGCACCCGUGGGGGGUGAAGCCCCGGUCCCCGUGGGGGUCCUCCUUGGCUGUGAUGUUGCCCGUGCCCGUCGGGUGCUGGAGGCUGUACCUCCCGGCCCCCACUGGCUGCUGGGGACGCCACUGCCACCCAAGGCCCUGCCCACUGCGGGGCUGCCACCGGGACUGCUGGCGCUGGGCGAGGUGGCACGACCCCCGCUGGAGGCCGCCAUCCAUGACGCUGUGCAGCUGUUGGCCCGGGCGCUGGGCAGUGCCGCACAGGUGCAGCCGGAGCGUGCCCUCCUCCCCGCCGCGGUCAACUGUGGGGAUCCGCAGCCGGCCGGGCGCUUCUUGGCACGGUUCCUGGCCAACACGUCCUUCCAGGGCCGCACGGGCCCCGUGUGGGUGACAGACAGCUCCCAGGUCCACGUGUCUCGGCACUUCAAGGUGUGGAGCCUGCGCCGGGACUCACAGGGUGCCCCCGCCUGGGCCACAGUGGGCAGCUGGCGGGACGGCCGGCUGGACUUGGAACCGGGGGGGGCCGUGGCGAGGCCCCCACCCCCGCCAGGCACCCAGGCCCGGCCCAAGCUUCGUGUGGUGACGCUGGUGGAGCACCCAUUCGUGUUUGCCCGUGAUCCCGACGAAGACGGGCAGUGCCCUGCGGGGCAGCUGUGCCUGGACCCCGGCACCAACGACUCGGCCACCCUGGACGCGCUGUUCGCCGCACUGGCCAACGGCUCGGUGCCCCGUGCCCCGCGCAAGUGCUGCUACGGGUACUGCAUCGACCUGCUGGAGCAGCUGGCGGAGGACACGCCCUUCGACUUCCAGCUGUACAUCGUGGGUGACGGCAAGUACGGGGCCCUGCGUGACGGCCGCUGGACGGGCCUGGUCGGGGACCUGCUGGCCGGCCGGGCUCACAUGGCAGUCACCAGCUUCAGCAUCAACUCUGCCCGCUCCCAGGUGGUGGACUUCACCAGCCCCUUCUUCUCCACCAGCCUGGGCAUCAUGGUGCGGGCGCGAGACACGGCCUCGCCCAUCGGCGCCUUCAUGUGGCCACUGCACUGGUCCAUGUGGCUGGGCGUGUUCGCCGCCCUGCACCUGACCGCGCUCUUCCUCACUCUGUACGAGUGGCGAAGUCCCUACGGGCUCACGCCGCGCGGCCGGAACCGCAGCACGGUCUUCUCUUACUCCUCGGCCCUCAACCUCUGCUACGCCAUCCUCUUCGGGCGCACCGUGUCCAGCAAGACGCCCAAGUGCCCCACGGGCCGCCUACUCAUGAACCUCUGGGCCAUCUUCUGCCUGCUGGUGCUGUCCAGCUACACGGCCAACCUGGCCGCCGUCAUGGUCGGGGACAAGACCUUCCUGGAGCUGUCUGGGAUCCAUGACCCAAAGCUGCACCAUCCGGCGCAGGACUUCCGCUUCGGCACCGUCUGGGAGAGCAGCGCCGAGGCGUACAUCAAGAAGAGCUUCCCCGAGAUGCACGCGCACAUGCGGCGCCACAGUGCGCCCACAACGCCCCACGGCGUCGCCAUGCUCACGAGCGACCCCCCCAAACUCAACGCCUUCAUCAUGGACAAGUCGCUCCUGGACUACGAGGUCUCCAUCGAUGCAGACUGCAAGCUGCUGACUGUGGGCAAGCCCUUCGCCAUCGAGGACCCUGCAGAUGAGCAUCUACCACUUCUCGGGCCUCUUCGUGCUGCUGUGCCUGGGCCUGGGCAGCGCCCUGCUCAGCUCCCUGGGCGAGCACGCCUUCUACCACCUGGCGCUGCCUCGCAUCCGCAGGGGGAGACGGCUGCAGUACUGGCUACACACCAGCCAGAAAAUCCACCGCGCCCUCAACACGGAGCCGCCAGAGGGGUCGAAGGAGGAGACGGCGGAGGCGGAGCCCAGGUAAGUGGUACCGCGACCCAGGACGGCCCAGGCGCACCCCGGCAGGUCGCCCUGGAGCCGGCCGCGGGGUGCAGGAGGGGGUUCGCGGAGGCCCCGCCCACCCUCGGACAGCUCUGUGCGCACGGCAGCUGCCUGGUUGUGCCUUUCGGGCACCCUCUCCCCGCAGUGGGCUCUACAGAGAUCCAGGGCGCGAGACGGCUGCCCCCGUGGGCAGUGACCAGGCCGGUUCGGUCCCCAGCGGCCCCGAGGCGGAGCAGCAGCAGCAACAGGACCCGCCCGCUGCUCCGGAGGGCUGGAAACAGGCGCGCCGGGCCAUGGACAAGGGGCGCCGCGUGCGCUUCCUGCUGGAGCCUGCCGUGGUUACGGCGCCCGACCCGGACGCGGAGGCGGAGGCUGCGCCGCCGGAGUGCCCCGGCUGGCUGUGCUCCAACGGCCGCCCGUCAGCCGCCAAGCCCACGGGGCCCCCCCGGCCCGGGGAGCUGCAGGAGCUGGAGCGCCGCAUUGAGAGCGCGCGGGAGCGGCUCCGCCAGGCCCUGGUGCGGCGCGGCGAGCUGCUGGCACAGCUCGGGGACAGCGCGUGCCACCGGCCUCUGCGCCUGCUUCGGGCAAGGGCGGCCCCUGCGGAGGCGCCACCGCACCUGGACUGAUGGCGUUGCCGGGAAUGAGGUGGCCGCGGGGAGUCUUGGGGAUCAAGACACACGGUGCACUGGGCCGCUGUCAACAGUUUAUUCUAUAUACAAACACAAUUUUGUACACUGCAAUUAAAUAGAAUGGAAUGAG